AUGCUGCCCGUGCCGCUGCUGGGGCUGCUGCUGCGGCUGCUGCCGCCCGGGGGAGCCGCCUCCGGGCCGCUGCGAGGACAGACUGUCUGCCGGAGUGGAACCCAACGGCCAUGCUACAAGAUAAUUUACUUUCACGAUGCUUCGCGCAGGGUGGGCUUUCAGGAAGCAUUCCAGGCUUGCAGAAGAGAUGGAGGGCACCUGGUUAGCAUCGAGUCACAGUCGGAACAGAAACUGAUAGAGAAGAUCAUUGAGCAUCUUUCAGCUUCCGAUGGUGAUUUCUGGAUAGGGCUUACAAGAGAGAAGGACCCUGACAACGGCACUGAAUGCCCAAACUUGUAUUCGUGGUCCGAUGGAAGUUCCUCUGUGUUUCGAAACUGGUACGUAGAUGAGCCUUCCUGUGGCAGUGAAGUCUGCGUCGUGAUGUAUCACCAGCCCUCAGCGCCUCCCGGCGAUGGUGGCCCGUACAUGUUUCAGUGGAACGAUGACAGAUGCAACGUGAAGAACAACUUUAUCUGCAAAUACUCUCUGGAAAAGCCAACCGUCCCUUCUGAAACGAAUGCCUCUCAAGCAGAGGCCGUAACGGAGCCUUUGAUGCUCGAGUCCCCAGAAGAACCCAUCAAAGAAGAUGUAAAUAAUGUCACUGUCAAAGAAGCCAAAGGCAAAGAGCCUCUUUGGAGCCUUGCCUACAUCUUAGUCCCCAGCAUUCCAGCCUUGCUCCUCCUCUUGGUCAUCACAGCCAUCUUCAGCUUCUGGCUUUACACAAAGAGGAAGCGAGAGCCAAUGGAAGCUAACGUGAAGGGACAGGACACCUGGCUGUCUCACAAGAGGUGCAACAGCCCCAGUUUGGAGGUAUACAAUGUCAUUCAGAAACAAUCAGAAGCUGAUCUAGGUGGGACCAGGCCAGACAUUAAGAAUUCUUCUUUCCGGGGCCGUUCUGGAGAAGACACACCUGAUGACCUGUCUGGAGACUAUGACAACAUGGCUGUCAAUACCUCUGAAAGCGGCUUUGUGACGUUGGCCAGCACUGAAAGUGGUUUUGUCACCAAUGAUAUCUAUGAGCUGUACAACGAGAGAGUCGGGAGAAGCAAAGAGUCCACUUGGGUAGAAAAUGAAAUCUAUGGAUAUUGAGAAAGUUCAAGCUUGGGGAUACUGUCCGAAGCGGGAUGAGAUCUACUUGGUGCCUGUUUUGGCGCACAGAGACAAGCCCCAUAUAUACAAUGGAAUGUAGUUCUACAUUUGGCAAUUAUUUUAUGCUAAGGAGGGUUUUUUACUCUCCAGUGGAACAUAAGGGAAUGUAUGUUUGUGUGUGUAUGUAUGCAUUGCUCUAAUUCAGCCUAGGAAAUGACUUUCUGUGAUCUUUCUGUUUCUUGUUGGACAUAAGCCAUCUCCUAAUUCUGCCUUUUAAACUAAAUUGCCAGAUGGAUCUCAUGAGCUGUUUACUGGGUUUUCUUCCCCAGCUCCACAGCUAAAAAUACAACAGGUGUAGCAUGACCACCUGCCUGGCAUCGGCUGCCAAGUUUCCAUCUUUACCCACUUUAUCGUCUUGAAAGUCAACAAUUUUCCAACAUGGAGGAGGUCGCUUUUCUUUGUUUUUUUAUAUGCUCUUAUCCAUCCAGACUGUUUUGUAGGAUGUAAUUAGCUUUUUCGUGCCCCUGUCCUAAGCACAUUAUGUGAAAAAAACAUUCCAGCCAAACCAGUGACACUUCAGUUGAAGCACUGUGUUUACAAUCAGGGUGUUGGAAUUAAUGCAUAAAAUGGAAAACUCAUUCAAAGAUGCAGUAUCCAUGCAGGCAUUUUUAUCAUUGGAAUAGCUGCAUUCGCUAACCCAUUCUUUUGAAAAGAUACUGCUAAAUGAAACAGCUGGGCAAAAAACUUUGGGGGGCGGGGAACGGUUGCAAAGAAAGCACUGAAGUGGCCUUUGAGGCAGCUGUAAAAUGGAUAUCUGCACCUGGUUUGUUAGUAUGCCUUGAAGGAAAGAGCUGGUCACUUACAUGUGGAAUGAGCAGGUCAUCAGCUGCCGCUACUUACUCAGCUCUUUUACUCUUCACGCUGCUGGCACGCAGUACUGAAAGAAUUGGAGAUCGGCCCAGCUGUGUUCCUGGAAGUCGUGAUGGGGAUGAGAUUACCAAGAAAGUAUUACUUUAAAAGAUUUCAAGUACCUGGGAAGAGCCAGCAGCUGCAUAUGCAAGUGACGGAAGUGGUAAAAAAAAAAAAUCUCCUCAAAGCAAAAUUCUGCCGCAUUAGUAUGAACCCUGGAUAUCUAAAUGAGUCUUCUCUGGCAAUCAUGGGACAUGAUUUCCUUCAUCAUCAGAGAUUAAAUACAGAGACUUCCAAAUUUAAAAUUUUGAACGAUUGAUCCUGAAGUGGAAGAUUGUACCUUUGAUCUGUAAUUGUCAGGACCUCAUUGAGUGUCAAGAACAGAUCCAAUUUCUGUUCCUGGGAAGCACAAUACAUGAAGGAGGGAUGCAAGUCUGGGGAAGUACAACCAGGCUCCGUCAGGAAAUUACUACUCUACUUCGGAUAAUAUAUUACAGGCCCAGACAGGAAAGAGAUCAAACUAUUGUGAACGUACACAACAUGUAAUUCUUGAUUGCAGAGAGCUAUUGAAAGUUGUCUCUUGCUGUUCUAUCGGAAUGACCAAACCAGUUCAACCAAUGCAUAAUUUCUCAGCAUGUUCAAGAUUGGCACAUUAUUUAAUACCACAGUGUAUGCAGUUUUUCAUGAGUGUCCCUCCAUCCCCUAGAAGAAGCUUUGAGUCAGUAUAUGGGACAGAGAAAUAUAUGUUUGCUUUGGUUUUGUUAUUUGCCAUGUGACAGAUGAAAGAUUAAGAAGACUCCAUCUAGCUUGUUCUGUAAUAGGACUGUUUGUGUUUGAGGGGCCACAAAAGAUUUACGUAUACCAGGUGCUCCUGUGGCAAAUCUGUACUGUAAUGUGCUAAAGGAAUUUUCAGGUAGUUCAGGGUACAUUUGUGUGUUUGGGAGGGUGCAUGCCUGAAUCCUCUGGCAUUGAUUAGCUGGGGUGCUGUAAUAUCAUGGAAUGUGCAUAAAUGUUCUGACCCCUGAAGAAAUGAAGCUUUGACCUGCAGAAUCUGCACAACUAAGCCAGCCUCUGGAAGCAAAGUGAAAGGCCCAUUUGGUUGGGAAAAAUGCCUCACACAGGCUUAGAAGUAGAAGAAACUCUAAACAAGAAGCUGUAUGACAGGAAGCCUGAGGGAAGGCUAGAUGGAGGAAACAGAUGCAUGAAGAAAGGGGCCAGUGAGAGGGGCUGAGGAAAAAUACAGGCCUAAAGGGCAGAAGAGAUUGUUUGCUCGUGGGGAAGAGGUAAGGCAACUGGCAAAGAAUCAGAUAGUGAAAGGAACAAAGUGAGACGCAGUGGCUAGCGAAGACAUUGAGCUGAAGAGUGGGUGGCCUGAGAAGAGAGAGGGCCUCAGAUGUGUGGGGGCUGCAUUCCGUUAAUAGGAAGGGAGGAGCAAGCUGGAUUGGGACACUUGUGGGUUGUGAGGCAGGGGGCUUAGAGGAAGGAGCUUUUUCAUGCAAACUUCUUCCCAGACUAUAUCUUCUUAAGUGAGGCGUGAUGUGCUUGGAAAAUUUUUUUAAUGCGCAUUCUCACAUUAUUUGUUGUGUCGCCAGGGCUUUUUUUCUGGGAAAAGAAGUGGUGGAACUCAGGACCACUCAAUGACAUCACUUUGAGUCAGCUGGAACAAGGGGGGAGUUUUUUAAAGUUUAAAUUGCCCUUGGCGAAAAU
This is a messenger RNA of Eublepharis macularius, 3744 nucleotides long. RefSeq names its product layilin (gene LAYN). The record is from RefSeq and is a predicted model, not a curated record. The transcript is spliced from 8 exons. Lineage: Eukaryota; Metazoa; Chordata; Lepidosauria; Squamata; Eublepharidae. The coding region runs from base 1 to 1128 and encodes 375 amino acids. Gene Ontology annotation, molecular function: hyaluronic acid binding.